Molecule: messenger RNA, 786 nt
Organism: Ichthyophthirius multifiliis
Lineage: Eukaryota; Ciliophora; Oligohymenophorea; Hymenostomatida
Product: mitogen-activated protein kinase kinase 1, putative
Exons: 6
Biological process (GO): protein phosphorylation; MAPK cascade
Molecular function (GO): ATP binding; MAP kinase kinase activity
Source: RefSeq, a predicted model, not a curated record
AUGGAAAAAAAGAACAAACUAAAUUUAUAAUUCUAAACAGUUUCUGAAAAUUAAAAAAGAACUGAAGAAAGUGUUGAUAUUGAUUUAUUAAAUAGAUUUAAAGAAUUAACAUUAGAAAAAUCUUAAUGUUAUACUGAAUAUGUUAGUUAGGAUAAAAAGAUAAUAAAAAUAAUGUAAAAAAAUGUUGAUUUUAAACUUGAAGACUUCGAAAUAUUAAAUGAACUUGGAAAAGGAACAUCAGGUAAAGUUAGUAAAGAAAUAAAAUUAAAUAAUGAUGAACAUUUCUAAAAAUAAUUAAUAUGGGAAAUUAAAACUCUUUUUUCUUGCAAUUCAUAAUAUAUAGUAUAAUAUUAUUGUGCUUUUUAUUAUGAAGGAACUUUGAAUAUUAUAUUAGAAUAUAUGGAUUAAGGUACUCUCGAUUCUAUUCUUAAAAAAGCCGGAAAAGUUAAUGAGACAAUUAUUAAAUAUGUUACUUAUUAAAUUCUUAAAGGAAUUUAAUAUUUACACAAAGAACUAAAAAUUAUACAUAGAGAUAUUAAACCCGGUAAUGUUCUUGUUAAUUCUUAAGGAGAAAUCAAAAUUUCAGAUUUAGGCAUCUGUGGGUAAGUAAAUGGUACUUUAGAUUAAAAAAAUACUUUCGUUGGCACUACUAUUUAUAUGAGUCCUGAAAGAUUAGCUGGUGAAAGUUAUACUAUUAAAACUGAUAUUUGGAGUCUAGGACUUCUUUUGAUUGAAAUUUCAGAAGCUAAACAUCCUAUAGAUAUUAAUUAGACUCUGAUUUUGUGA